CGGAAACAGUUGCUGUUUUAAGGGAGGUGGGACUGGGCGGGUCAGGCUGCAGCGGCUGACGGCGGGGAGGAGCCGGGUCCAUUGCCGGGUGGAGGGGCAAGGCGAGUGUCGUUAUCCUAGCGAUUGGGGCUCGGGCCUGUGAGCCGGUUGGAGUCGCGGCGGCGGGAACGAUUGGGCAGAGCGGAGGAAGUCAUGUUACUCUUCGUGGAGCAGGUAACAUCUAAAGGAACAGGUUUAAAUCCUAAUGCCAAAGUAUGGCAGGAAAUCCCUUCUGAAAAUACUGAUGCCACUCCAGUAACUCAUGGAAGAGAAAGCUCUUGGCAUGAAACAGCAGCCACGUCAGGGCCUCAUCCUGAGGGUAGUUCAGAGCUCUCAGAUGGUAUGUGUAAGGAGUAUGAAGUAAUGUAUUCUACAUCUUGCGAAACCUCAAGAAGUACUGCAGGCAUUGAAGAAUCAACUGAUGGAAUGAUUUUAGGACCAGAAGAUCUGAAUUACCAAAUAUAUGACGUUUCUGGAGAAAGCAAUUCAGCAAUUUCUACAGAAGACCUAAAAGAAUGUCUGAAGAAACAAUUAGAAUUCUGUUUUUCGCGAGAAAAUUUGUCCAAGGAUCUUUACUUGAUAUCUCAGAUGGACAGUGAUCAGUUCAUCCCAAUUUGGACAGUUGCCAAUAUGGAAGAAAUAAAAAAACUGACCACAGACCCUGAUCUAAUUCUUGAAGUGUUAAGAUCUUCCCCCAUGGUUCAAGUUGAUGAGAAGGGUGAGAAAGUGAGGCCAAGUCAUAAACGCUGUAUUGUUAUUCUUAGAGAAAUUCCUGAAACCACACCAAUAGAGGAAGUGAAAGCUUUGUUCAAAAAUGAAAACUGCCCCAAGGUGAUAAGCUGUGAGUUUGCACACAAUAGCAACUGGUAUAUCACUUUCCAGUCAGAUACAGAUGCACAACAGGCUUUUAGAUAUUUAAGAGAAGAAGUAAAAACAUUUCAAGGCAAGCCAAUCAUGGCAAGGAUAAAAGCCAUCAAUACAUUUUUUGCUAAGAAUGGUUACCGAUUAAUGGAUUCUAGUGUGUAUAGUCAGCCCAUUCAAACUCAAGCACAGUAUCCAUCACCAGUCUUUAUGCAACCUGUAUAUAAUCCUCACCAACAAUACUCUGUCUAUAGUCUUGUGCCUCAGUCUUGGUCUCCAAGUCCUGCACCUUACUUUGAAACACCACUGGCUCCCUUUCCCAAUGGUAGUUUUGUGAAUGGCUUUAAUUCACCAGGAUCUUAUAAAACAAAUGCUGCUGCUGCUGUGAAUAUGAGUCGACCAUUCCAAAAAAAUCGUGUAAAGCCUCAUUUUAGGCCAUCCAGUGGUUCAGAACACUCAACAGAUGGCUCUGUAUCAUUGGGGGAUGGACCAUUGCAUAGAUCUAAUUCAAGGAACUUUCCAACUGAACGGCAUAACCCCACAGUAACAGGGCAUCAAGACCAAACUUACCUUCCAAAGGAGACUCCCACAUUGCAGAUAGAACAGAAUGGAGACUAUGGUAGAGGCAGGAAAACUCUUUUCAGAGGUCGAAGACGACGAGAAGAUGACAGAAUCCCAAGACCCCAUCCUUCACCAGCUGAAGCAAAGGCUCCAACACCAAAGUUUGACCUAUUAGCCUCAAAUUUUCCUCCUUUACCUGGAAGUUCAUCAAGAACACUGGCUGAACUUUCUUUGGAGAGUAGGAUGUCUGAUGUUGUUAAAGGUGUCUACAAAGAAAAGGAUAACGAAGAGUUGAGAGUUAGUUGCCCAGUGCCUGCAGAGGAUGAGCAGACAGACUGCAGCUCUGCCCAGCAGCUCAGUAUAAGUCCUCCACCUACAGCUGAGCUUCCUGCAUUAAGCACAACUCAGCAAGAAAAGGAUAUAAUAGAGGAAUCCACUGUUCAGAAGGAUAGUCUCAACCAGACAACUUCACCAGUUUCUUCCCCAGCUUGUACAAAGCCGUCAAGGCCAAAUACUGCUUCACCAAGUAAUAGUAAUAUAAAUGCAACUGUUGCUGUGGCCCUACAGGAGCCUCGAAAGUUAAGUUACGCUGAAGUGUGCCAGAAGCCCCCUAAAGAGCCAUCUCCAGUUCUUGUGCAGCCACUACGGGAACUUCGCUCCAAUGUAGUGUCUUCCAUCAAAAAUGAAGAGAAUGGAGCCCCUGAGAAGUCUGUUGAGAAAUCACAUGAGAAGCCGGAAGCAAGGGCUACUAAGGAUUAUUCUGGCUUUCGAGGCAAUAUCAUUCCCAGGGGAGCAGCUGGAAAAAUCAGGGAACAGAGACGCCAGUUUGGCCAUAGGGCUAUACCUCAGGGAGUGACUCGACGUAAUGGCAAAGAGCAGUAUGUGCCACCCAGAUCACCAAAGUAAAAAACAAAACAAAACAAAAAAAAACUAUUCAAAUCUUCUCUCUCUUCCCAUUACACUUGAGCCAUGGCUAUACUGAACUGUUGGAGGGGAGGGAGCAGCCAGGAAGAGAACAGGAGAAAGUAAGUCCUUAAAUCAUUACGGAUUUUGGUGUUGUGAGCAGUAGAAUCCCAAAAUUCAUCUCUAAAGUGAUUUUAAAAUGCUGGAGGAUUCCAAUCAGUAUAAAUAUAUAUAUAUAUAUAUACAUAUAUAAAAAUAUAAUUUUUCUAUUUUUGUUUCUGAUUUUAAUUUGCAGAGAUUUUCUGCCUGGAAUCAAUUUUGAGGGUUCAGAUUUAGCUGGGGAAAAAACGUAUUACACAUCCUUCAGUAUAGGAGAUGAGGGAUUGAGAGAAAAUAUUUUUUGAAGAAGCAUUUCUGUAAAAUUAGAAAUUACUUUUUUUAAUCUAUUUAAAGUUUGGCUUGGAAAAUGCCAUCUCUGCCUGUAUGGCCCUGUGUUGCAAAGCAGAUCAUUGGCUGGGGUGCUUGUUGUGGGUGUGUGUGCAAGAGUGAUUGAAGCCAAAUCUGUUGUCAUGUUAGUAAAUGAUUUGAAAACCGAAUGUAAUACUUGAGUAGAAAUUUUUUUUUUCCAUUUUGAAAUUAGCCUGUCUUUUUGAUUUUACUAAUAUUUCAUUCAACAAGGCUGUUAAGCUGAUUGUACUUGGAGAUGUGACUACCAUCCAGUUUGAUACUCAAGGACAAAAUAGGAGUAUGUAAAAAAUUGGAAAUUUGAUUUUAAACCUCAGUGAAUAGGUCAGAUGGACUUCAGAGGUUUAAAUUGACCUGCGAUUUUUUUUUUUCCUCUCUAAAACAGGGAGCUCUUUUUUUGGUUGUUAAUUCAUUUGUUACUCUCUGUACUUUAACUGUCCACCCCAAAAGCAAAAUAACUAACCAUCUACAGAAUUGUAUGUUUCUAACUGCUUUGACUAGUUUAGUCAAAUCAUAUAACUGUUCUAAACUUCUGAAUUAAACUUUGAAGAAUUUUACUCUUGUGUUCACAUAUUUAGAACUCUAGAUUCCAGAAUGGUAGGGCAGGCUGACCCUACGGUAAUUUAUUUGUGUUAAGGUUAAAGAGCAAACAUUGUAACUGACUCUUAAAGUGGUAAAUAGUGUAGAAGUUACAAAAAAAAAAAA
Messenger RNA from Trichechus manatus latirostris (Florida manatee), 3534 nucleotides. It is a transcript of the gene LARP4, whose product is annotated as La ribonucleoprotein 4. Lineage: Eukaryota; Metazoa; Chordata; Mammalia; Sirenia; Trichechidae. Bases 193 to 2367 code for a protein of 724 amino acids. The record is from RefSeq and is a predicted model, not a curated record. Gene Ontology annotation, biological process: positive regulation of translation. Gene Ontology annotation, cellular component: cytosol; cytoplasmic stress granule. The transcript has 16 exons. Gene Ontology annotation, molecular function: mRNA 3'-UTR binding.